AUGCUGAAUACUAGAACGUUUUCAUACAGGAAACAUUUAUCUGUAGGUGUCAUAGCCUUGAUGUGUGUAUUUAUUUUCUGUGAAUAUUUGUUAUAUUAUCUUGUGCUUAUUCAAUGUACAUGGCCAACUUUGGAUACACAUAAAGUUGAUAUAACAAUUGCUGAAUCAAUGACAGAAGAAACACCUGUGCAUGCAAUGUUUAUAGCAGAUACUCAUUUAUUAGGUUCUAAAAAUGGACAUUGGUUUGAUAAAUUAAAAAGAGAAUGGCAAAUGUAUAGAGCAUUUCAAACUAUGGUUACACUUCAUAAACCAGAUAUAAUUUUUAUAUUAGGUGAUCUAUUUGAUGAAGGACAAUGGAGUAGUUCUGCAGAAUUUGAAAAAUAUAUACAAAGAUUCUAUUCAUUAUUUUCAGUACCUAAGAACACUCAUCUUUAUGUUGUUGCUGGAAACCAUGAUAUCGGAUUUCAUUAUGUAAUCACACCAUAUUUGAACCAACGGUUUGUAAAUGGUUUAAAGUCACCAAGUGUGAGAAGAGUUAGUAUUAGAGGAAAUCACUUUGUUUUAAUUAAUAGUAUGGCACUAGAAGGAGAUGGAUGUUUCUUAUGUCGCCCUACAGAAAUUGCAUUAAAUAAAAUUGCUGCACAUUUAAAAUGUGCAAAAAAUACAGAAAAUAGUUGUAACAAAGAUAAUGUAAUUUCAAGAUACAGUAGACCAAUCAUUUUACAGCAUUAUCCAAUGUAUCGCGAAUCUGAUGAAAUUUGCAAUGAACUUGACCAAGCUCCAGAUGAAAUAAAGGAUAUCAAAUUUAGGGAACGAUGGGAAUGUUUGUCAAAGGAAGCAUCUGAACAACUUUUAGAUAUAUUGAAUCCAAGACUGAUUAUUAAUGGUCAUACUCAUCAUGGUUGUAGAAGAAUACAUAGAAAAGAUAUAUUUGAAUUUACUAUACCAUCAUUUAGUUGGAGAAAUAAAGAUAAUCCUUCACUUUUACUUGGUGUAUUUACUCCCAAUAAUUAUUCAGUAUCAAAAUGUUAUAUGCCUGUGGAAUCUACUCAGAUCAAAAUUUAUAUUAUUAGUAUAGUAUGCAUCUUCAUUUAUUUCAUCAUAAAAUGUAAAGCAAAACAAAAUCGAUAUUGCCUUCUAAAAUUUCACUGA
Molecule: messenger RNA, 1152 nt
Organism: Habropoda laboriosa
Lineage: Eukaryota; Metazoa; Arthropoda; Insecta; Hymenoptera; Apidae
Gene: PGAP5
Product: metallophosphoesterase 1
Exons: 9
Coding region: 1-1152 (383 amino acids)
Biological process (GO): GPI anchor biosynthetic process
Molecular function (GO): hydrolase activity
Source: RefSeq, a predicted model, not a curated record